This is a messenger RNA of Medicago truncatula (barrel medic), 315 nucleotides long. RefSeq lists its product as uncharacterized. The transcript has a single exon. NCBI's taxonomy places the organism in Eukaryota, Viridiplantae, Streptophyta, Magnoliopsida, Fabales, Fabaceae. The record is from RefSeq and is a predicted model, not a curated record. The coding region runs from base 1 to 315 and encodes 104 amino acids. Gene Ontology annotation, molecular function: nucleic acid binding.
AUGGCGAAAUUUGCCGAAGAUACAGGCUUUAAAUUUCUAACCUCGACACCAUAUUAUGCGCAAGCAAAUGGUCAGGUUGAAGCGGCAAACAAAAACAUCAUUGCCAUUAUCAAACGAAAAAUCAAGGCAAAGCCAAAGAAUUGGCCUGAAAUUUUAGGCGAGGCUUUGUGGGCCUGUCGAACAUCUCCCAAAGAAUCGACAAACACUACACCUUUUAGGUUAACAUUUGGUCAUGAUGCCGUGUUACCAGUAGAGAUUUUGCUGCAAUCAGUCAGAAUCCAAAGGCAAUGCGAAAUACCGGUCAAUCAUUAUUGA